AUGGUUUCUGCGGGAUCCUUGCGCGCCCAGCCGGAUCAUCUUUGCAAUCCAAAAAGCGGGCGAAGCCGACAUCAACCUGAGAUCCCAGUUUCACUUUCUUUUCUCAACCGCCACCAUGAGUGUCAUCAAGACAUGCUCUCCCUGUCUACACCGGGGCAGAAUCUUUCAGGCCAUCGCUGUCUAAGAGGCGCAUUUAUUUGCCCCUGUGAUUACCGAGAAUGCCCUACAGUGCCUCAGCCGGGAUGGACCAGCGACGCUGCCCCUCAAACCUCAAUCGCCGCGGUUUCUCAUGUCCCCUCACAGCAGAUUGCCCACGACCAUGCCGAUCUUAUCCAAAAUGUCAGUCAACUCUACCAAACCCUCGUGGAUAUGCAGUAUAUCCAAGGAAAUGAUAUUCUGCGACCACCACAGACAUGGGCGCAGUUGAAUCUGGCUGCUCUAGUCGAUCCUGGAUACCGCCCAGACACUAUUGCGCUCUUGCUUCAAAUGCCACAUAUCAGGUCGAGCUCCGUGGAGAUCGCGCCACAGGAAACCCUUCCUUUUCCUUACCUCAACCUUAGGGACCUCCACACAGUGUCAGGCACCAACAACCCACGCGACCCGCUGGACCACCCCGACGAAGAAAACUGGACCAUCCCACCAUGGGCAUUCUUUUUCACGCGCCCCGCAGCGCAUCGUGAGGUAGACUUUGCCUACUGUCGGAUCUACGAUGCUAGAUCCAAAUCGCUUGGGCUUUGGUCAGACUCCUUACGCCGACUUGACAAUGAACCCCCACGCGCGCUUUUCCUCAUCGAUGCACGGUCACCAGGGGAAGUCAUCGGUGAAUGGAUUGGGGCCCUGAAGUCUCUACAAUGGGUUCCGUCGCUUUCACAGGCAGAGGGGAAAAUUUAUACCCCCGGCCAGCGAGAAGUCUUAGACCAGAUGCUAGGGUUGGCGCAGACAAUGCCAGCUGGAUUUGUGGACGGGCUUAUCGGAGUUGAGAGACGGCGAAAUAAUAUGUACUGGGCACAGAGGCGUUUGUAUGAGGAGUGUGGAUGGCCUGAUCACUUGCACCCGGGGGAACUUACGCGACGGAGAGCGGAGUGGAAUGAGACUGUGGCCCGGUUGUCGGGAUCUCCAGAUGAACUAGAAAAUUAUUAUCGUCGUCUCGCGGGAGAGCACGCUAUUUAA
Molecule: messenger RNA, 1170 nt
Organism: Aspergillus terreus NIH2624
Lineage: Eukaryota; Fungi; Ascomycota; Eurotiomycetes; Eurotiales; Aspergillaceae
Exons: 2
Coding region: 1-1170 (389 amino acids)
Source: RefSeq, a predicted model, not a curated record